Molecule: messenger RNA, 592 nt
Organism: Arachis stenosperma
Lineage: Eukaryota; Viridiplantae; Streptophyta; Magnoliopsida; Fabales; Fabaceae
Product: glyoxylase I 4-like
Exons: 2
Coding region: 11-529 (172 amino acids)
Source: RefSeq, a predicted model, not a curated record
AAGAAAAAUAAUGAAGGAAAGUGCAGGAAAUCCUCUGCAACUAAAAUCCGUGAACCACAUAUCAUUGAUAUGCAGUUCGUUGGAAAAAUCUAUGAAUUUCUACCAGAACCUUCUUGGAUUUUUCCCAAUCAGGAGGCCAGGAUCAUUCAAAUUUGAUGGCGCAUGGCUAUUUGGAUAUGGGAUUGGAAUUCACUUGCUGCAAGCAGAGAAUCCAGAGAAGAUUGUGAAGAAGAGUGAAAUUAAUCCGAAGGACAAUCAUAUAUCAUUUCAGUGCGAGAGCAUGGGGGCAGUAGAGAAGAAGCUGAAGGAGAUGGAGAUAGAUUACGUGAGGGCAAAGGUCGAAGAAAGUGGCAUCCAAGUGGAUCAGCUGUUUUUCCAUGACCCUGAUGCCUUCAUGAUAGAGAUCUGCAACUGUGAUAGCCUCCCGAUCAUCCCUUUGACCGCCGUUGCUGCCGUCACUUCUUCAUCCUGCUCCCUUAUCAACCUUACUAAUACCAUCAUCCCCAACACACACCAACUUGCUCAGUGAUUACUAUUCUAUAUGUUUCUACAUUACUUUAUUUCUCAUCAAUGCUUAAUUAAUUUUAGAUCA